GUGAACAUCAGUCAACAGUGUUCGUAAACCGAAAAUGCCAGCGACUAGACAACCUAUGCGUUAUGCCCAUAGCGAGGGCCACACCGAUCUAUGUUAUGAUGAAAAUGGCAGAUACAUGCUGACAUGCGGUGGCGAUGGGUAUGUAAGGAUCUGGGAAAGUCUAGAUGACAACGAUGCAAUCUCACACCAAAUCGGAGAGAACGUAUUUGCGGUUGCCUGCAAGAAAGACACAUUUGCUACGGCUUCAGAUACACUUUCAGUGCAGUUGCAUGGCUUUCCAAUGGGAGAACCAGAAGGGAUCAUCACAAGGUUCACAGCACCAGUUAGCCACAUGUGCUUCAACAAGAGUGGAAGUCUGCUCUUGGCAGGCUCAAGUGACUUCACGAUUAAACUGGUGUCGGUGACAGACAAGACAAGCAAAGUAUUUCAUGAGCACACAGCGCCAGUAUUGAGCGUUUCUCUUGACCCUCUAGAGGAGUAUGUUGCAUCGUCCAGCUGUGAUGGAACGGUGAAAAUCUGGACAGUGGCCGACCAGCUGUCUGAGAUGACUUGGAACGUGUUGCCAAAGACUAAUGACAUCACAUUCUCGAAGACUCUAUGCCGUGUCUCUUGGAGUCCGAUCACUGCUGAGUGCUUGGCAAUACCAGUGGAUAAGGAAGUGCAGCUAAUGAAAAGGGACACGUGGGAGCUAGCACACACACUGACACAUGAAGAUAUCAAAGAGGUAGUAUCCAUAGCAACAUUCUCACCCUGCGGAAACUUCCUCGCUGCAGCGUGUAGAGAUGGGCUGAUCUUGGUUUGGGAUGUAUCAAGCAGACAAUGCAUAGAAAGACAGCGUCAUGACAAAAACCUCACAAUCUGUAGUUUGGUUUGGAAUCCAAAGAAGAAAGGAGAACUGGCAUACAGUGAUACACAGGGUCAACUUGGUGUGAUAGGUAACAUAAUUCCAGAGGAAUACCUGUCAAAAGAGAGAGCCGCGAAUGUUGGCCCGAGUGCUGACCUGUUUGCAGACAGCGACGAUGACAUGCUGUUGACCGCAGCCGCGCAGGCAGGAGACGCUGACGAUGACGAUGAUGAUGAGUUUGACUUUAGCAAGCAAAAGAAGAGGCUACAGACUAUACUAGAUGGGGAAGACACUAUGGAUUCUGCUGUGGUUCCCAUCGCAACAGACAAGAUGGCAGCUGGUGGCGAUGCUGCUGCAGUUAUUCCGAUGCUGCCUCGGGCAACGACGCCUCUGCAGCCCUCAUUCCAGCCUGGGGCGACCCCCGUUGAGUUGUCUCACCGCUUCAUGGUCUGGAACUCCGUUGGCAUGGUGCGCUCGUACAACACCGAGGAGGAGAACAGCAUUGACAUUGUGUUCCACGACACCGGCACCCAUCACACCAUGCACAUUUCCAACCAAUCGCAACACACCAUGUGUGACAUCUCCGCAGAGGCUGUGCUGCUCGCCUGUGAGGGAGACGCAGACGAAUAUGUGCCUACUCCCAGUCAACUCACGUGCAUGCACUACUCCUCUUGGGACAGCUGCAAAGAUUGGAAUGUCACUAUGCCAGAGAAUGAGAACAUUAAGGCUGUCUGUCUCGGCACGAGCUGGGUUGCCGUGGCAACGGAUCAGUUCAACCUGAGACUCUUCACGGUGGGUGGCCUGCAGCGUGAGAUAUUUUCUAUACCUGGACCCGUGGUGUGCAUGGCUGGUCACAGUAAUCAGCUGAUAGUUGUCUUCCACUUAGGAACAGGUGUUCCGGGUGACCAGUGUUUGGGUGUAACAUUGAUGCACCUGGACAAGACUGUCAGUCCGGUACUCGAUGCACUAAGGCUGCCCAUUAGCCCUAAGUCUAGGCUGUCGUGGCUCGGUUUCUCUUCAGAAGGCACACCAGUCACGAUGGACUCCUGCGGAAUUGUGCGCAUAUUGAACAGGUCCUUCCACAAUGUCUGGUCGCAGCUCGCAAACACAAAGUCACAGGUGAAAGGCAAGUCAGAUAACUUCUGGAUGGUCGGUGUGACAGAGAAUCCAGCCCAGCUCAGGUGUAUUCUCUGUAAAGGGAAGACCUACCCUGCAACUCUUCCACUGCCUAUCGUUACACUUCAGCCAUGCCAGCUUCCACUCUGUGAAAUGUCGACAGAGAAGAGCCAGCAGGAGGAGCAGCUGUGGCGUUCGCGGCUGCUGAGCGGCCAUCUCGGCUACCUGCCACGACUGGGUCUGGAGUGCGAGGAAGAUGCUGUAACUGAAGCCAUUGCUGCCCAACAGGAGGUCCUCAUUAAGAUGUUUGCGCUGUGCUGUCGCUCGGAGCGUGAGUUCAGGGCAGCAGAGAUCUGCGAACAGUACAUGACAAUGCAGGCUCUACAGCUGGCCAUCAAAUAUGCCAGUCGCAUGAAGCACACCUCGCUCGCUAACAGGCUCAAUGAUCUGAUGAGGUAUCGCAUGGAGAAAGAGGAGGAGGAGGAAGAAGCUGCGCGAACAGAGCAGGAGGCAGCAGAUGAUGGGGAUUGUGACUUCAGAGCUGCCAUCAAUGCUGGGUAUAAUCAUUCGGAAACUGAGUGGGCGCAGGAUCGCUUACCACAGCGGAAUGGCAGACGACAGCAUCGAGAUGAUGAAGAUAAGGAUGAAGAAGCUGUGGAUGAUGAUAAUGAGGAUGCAGAGAACGAAGACGAGUCUGAGACACUUAUAUCAUAUGUACCUAAAAAAGCAAAGAUGCCUCAACGAUUCUUAGCUUCAAGCGGAACAGUGACAAAUCCAUUUAAGGUCGCCUCUCAGAUUGAAGCCACUCCACCUGUUACUUCUGUGAGGGGCACUGGCAUCUUCGACAGCAUGCGCAAACCGACACAGAAGAGCCAGCAGUCUUCGUGGAAAACCGUGCCUAGUCUGGACAAGAACAGGCAGCAGCAGCGCAAGAAGAAGCAGGUGAAAGCAGCAUCAAAACAGCAGAGUCUCACCGACACUCUAAAGACGGCUGUGCCAAACUCUGACGGACCAAGUAUGCCAAACCAAACUGCAUUUAGGAGAGUGUCUGGCCUGCAGCUGUGGCGGGAAGCGAAUAGAGAUGAGAUACGAGAAGAGCAUCCAGAAUUGGCCGAGGACGAUGACGAAGACCAUGCUGUCGCUAAACUCUAUGUGCAGUUGUUCAAGCAGCUGCCGAAAGAAGAAAGAGAGCAAUGGAACGAGAGAGCAAAGAGUGAAUUGUCGAGGCCAGCUAUCGUGGAGUCUUCGCUGAAUAGGAAGCGAAAGCGAGAUAUUGAAGGAGAAGAGGAAGAGAAGGAGGAUAUGGAUGCAUCCUCGAAGGACAUAAUCGACAGGCCAACGAUAAUCAGACCAACCAGCGGCUCCUCAAAACUAUCUAGUUUUGCCUUCAAAAAAGACGAGUGAAAAUCUUUGGUUAGAGAUCCCAAGUUAUACUAUUGUCUCUUUCAUAUGAUACAGUAGGACUUGCGCUGCACAGCCAAACACCUAAUUGUGAUUGGUAACAGUGUCAGUUCGUCUUGGUCUGUGAUGUGUUUUACAUCGUCAUAUCUUCUCCCUAGUUGCGGUGCUGUGUACCAGUGGCCAAAUCCUAAGCAGAUAAGCUACAGAUCUUAUGUCAGUCUCACCAUGCGUGCCAUAAUUGCGGCUUAAUGCUAUUCGAUUAAAAAACAUUGGGAGGGAUAAGGCCGAGUAGAGGUCAUUGGUUUGGACCCAAGAAUUGGAGAACAAAAUAUGGGGAGUAUAGCUACUCUUCAAUACGUGCAUAUGUAUUUACACGUGUUAUGAUGUAUAUUUGUAAUAAAAUGUUCCUAUGGACAAUAUA
Molecule: messenger RNA, 3782 nt
Organism: Priapulus caudatus
Lineage: Eukaryota; Metazoa; Priapulida; Priapulimorpha; Priapulimorphida; Priapulidae
Product: WD repeat and HMG-box DNA-binding protein 1-like
Exons: 27
Coding region: 35-3364 (1109 amino acids)
Biological process (GO): DNA-templated DNA replication; mitotic cell cycle; DNA repair
Cellular component (GO): nuclear replication fork
Molecular function (GO): chromatin binding; protein binding
Source: RefSeq, a predicted model, not a curated record